AUGUUUACUGACGAAGAUCUUGAGUCGAUAGAGUUUAAAUCUAACUGGAAAAAGGAAAGAUAUACAGAUGAUGUGGGAGUUCAAACGAAGGAGUUGAAAGUUGAUGAGGUCAGGGUUCAAUCAAGAGAAUACUAUGAUGAGGAGACACAAACUGAAAAUGAAGGGGGUGAUUUUCAACUUGCUGAAACAGACCCUGAAAAACUGGCCAAAUUUCUGAGAAAAAUUGAACCAGAGCUGAUCAAGAUGAUUGAAAGGAACAACAAAAGUGUGGCUUUUGAAGGUUAUGUUAUAGCUAAAGGAGAAGAGUCAUCAUCUAUAGCUUGUAUUCAUACCUUUAGUCAUGCUGAACUCAGACAAGAGCUUCAGAUAACAGGUGUAUCAUGGAAUUCCUCAGGAUCAGUUUUAGCGGCGACGUAUGGGAGAUAUGACCAUGAAGAUUGGUGUACCCACAAAUCAGGACUGUGUACAUGGAGUUUAGAUAGACGAAACAUGCAAGCUGAUAAACCUCAAACUGUUAUAGACUCACCUAGCUGUUUAAUGUGUGUUGAAUUUCAUCCUACCAACCCAGCUUUAAUAGCAGGGGGAAAUUUUAAUGGGGAGGUAAUGGUAUGGGAUCUGAGUAAAGAAGAUGAUUUGUUAGUGGCCACCUCUGGUAUUGGUGAUGAUGCCCAUCGUGAACCUGUAGCUAAAGUUUAUUGGUUAAAAGAUCAGUCAGCUAAGGGAAGAAAAUACAAUAAUUGUUGGAGUGGAGUGGUAGGGCUUUGGACUGGUUUAGGAUCACUGCUAUUUGGGGGUACUCCUGUAAUAAUGAGUGUUGGUGCAGAUGGUAAAAUUCUUAUUUGGACUAUGAGUAAAAAGAAACCAAAGUUAAAAUUGGUUGAUGGGUUUGUAUUGAUGAAUCAGAGUUUACCCAGAUCAAUGAAAGUACGAGGUGUGAGAGCUGAUAAAGAAAUCGGUGCCACGUGUAUCUCUUUUAACUCAGAAGAUAAAGAUAAUUUUAUAGUAGGCUCAGAAAGUGGCUGUAUAUUUAAAUGUAAUCUUCAUUCACAAGGGAAUCCUGCUGGCAGUCAAAUCGUGUCUUCAGUUCCAUUACGAUCUCCUGUGACCUUCACCUACAACCCUCAUCACGGUCCUGUACAUUCUGUAGAUUAUUCCCCCUUUCAUCGUAACGCCUUUAUCACCUCUGGUAUGGACCAGUGUAUACGAGUUUAUAACGUCUUACAGGAUCAACCUACAGUAAUAGUAGAACCAGGGGAAGGGUAUCUCUACUCAGCUAAAUGGUCCCCAGUCAAACCAACAUUAUUAGCAGCAGUAACAGAGAGUGGUUAUAUACUGAUAUAUGAUUUAAAGACUGGCCAGUUAGUGCCAUUACAUAAAAUACAGGCUGGUGUCAACAACUCCCCUGUAUAUACAUUACAGUUUAAUCGUAACAAAAGAAAUCUGAUAGCAACUGGUGAUGGUGCAGGUUAUGUUAGUGUAUUUAAAUUAGGUGAAGAGUUAUCCUCCCCUACUCCUCGUGAUGUAGAAUUAUUAUCCAGUGUUAUAAAUACGUCAGAUUGAAGAAUAACUCAGAAUAACAUGAAAACUAUUUCUAUAUUAACGAGAAUAAUAUUGAUAGAGAGCACUCAUAUCUUUUCUUUCUUGACAUUUAGGUGUAUAGAUCACAUUAACACAAUGUUAUGGUAUACGACUACUUCAUUUCAUCUUUCUCUAUGUAUGUUUUUGAAGAGAAUUUCUGUGAUAUUUUUCUAUGUAGGCCUUAUAACUUUCACUUUGGGUGAAAAUGGCCGAUUUCAUCUUAACAGAUAUAUGACUACAAUUUCAUUGUUCUCAGUUUAAUCUUUUUUUGUAAAUAACAAAAUUGUUUAUGUAAUAUGACUUCAUUGAUUUAUGUAAACAUAAGUGCUGCUUAUCCGUCCAUUAAAUAUUUAUAUCACCUUU
Lottia gigantea (owl limpet) is the source of this 1941-nucleotide messenger RNA. RefSeq lists its product as hypothetical. The transcript is spliced from 12 exons. The record is from RefSeq and is a predicted model, not a curated record. NCBI's taxonomy places the organism in Eukaryota, Metazoa, Mollusca, Gastropoda, Lottiidae. Bases 1 to 1560 code for a protein of 519 amino acids. Gene Ontology annotation, cellular component: cytoplasmic dynein complex; ciliary plasm. Gene Ontology annotation, molecular function: dynein light chain binding; dynein heavy chain binding. Gene Ontology annotation, biological process: intraciliary transport.